GGAAAGUAAUUAAAUUUUUGCAACGGUGGGUCCAAUCCCAAGUACGGUACGUGUGGGAAAAGACGGAGAGAAUGGUUCGUUGAUGAUUCCUUCUUUCAACGCUUACCGCGUAAGCAACCUGCGAUCAAAACCACCGUCACCCAAACGCAUCACAGAGGAUUAGAUCGGACCCUAUUACGCACUGUUACACUUUCUGUUCCAUCUCUGCUAAGGUUCUUCCUUCCACCGCCAUGAGUUUCAUCUUCGGAAAGAGGAAAACGCCCGCAGAGCUUCUGCGGGAAAAUAAGAGGAUGCUGGACAAAUCAAUUAGAGAAAUUGAGCGUGAGCGGCAGGGUUUGCAAGCACAGGAGAAGAAAUUGAUUUUGGAGAUAAAGAAGAGUGCCAAACAGGGCCAGAUGGGAGCUGUUAGAGUUAUGGCAAAAGAUCUGGUUAGAACAAGGCAUCAGGUUGAGAAGUUUUAUAAGCUAAAGUCUCAGCUCCAAGGUGUAUCACUCAGAAUUCAGACUCUGAAAUCGACACAAGCAAUGGGCGAGGCUAUGAAAGGCGUGACAAAGGCCAUGGGGCAAAUGAAUAGGCAGAUGAACUUGCCAUCUUUGCAGAAAAUCAUGCAAGAAUUUGAGAGACAGAAUGAGAAGAUGGAAUUGACAUCCGAGAUGAUGGGAGAUGCAAUAGAUGAUGCUUUGGAAGGAGAAGAAGAUGAAGAAGAAACUGAAGAUCUAGUGAACCAAGUUCUUGAUGAGAUUGGUAUUGACGUUAACCAAGAGCUUGUAAAUGCACCAUCAUCAGCUGUUGCUGCCCCAGCUGCAAAGACAAAGGUACCUCAGGUUGAAACUACUGGGAAUGAUGAUGGAGGUAUAGAUAGUGAUUUACAGGCAAGGUUAGACAAUUUAAGAAAAAUGUAGUAUUUCCUCUACGAUACAGGGAUUCUACUUAUACUGGGAAAAGUGAUGCUCAUAUGUACCAUAUAACAUAAUUGAGAAGUUGUGCCAGGAUUUGAUGAACUCAUGAUUAUAAAAUGGUUUUUUUUAUAUAAAUAAAAUCUUCUUUUCUGUUUUUAUAUAUUAAA
Molecule: messenger RNA, 1066 nt
Organism: Cajanus cajan (pigeon pea)
Lineage: Eukaryota; Viridiplantae; Streptophyta; Magnoliopsida; Fabales; Fabaceae
Product: vacuolar protein sorting-associated protein 2 homolog 1
Biological process (GO): vacuolar transport
Source: RefSeq, a predicted model, not a curated record